This is a messenger RNA of Rattus norvegicus (Norway rat), 1432 nucleotides long. NCBI's taxonomy places the organism in Eukaryota, Metazoa, Chordata, Mammalia, Rodentia, Muridae. The record is from RefSeq and is a predicted model, not a curated record.
AUAUCGGGCCUGCCUCCCGAGCUGACCAAUGGGAGGCAAGUGUUGGCCAGGUGCGAGGGGCGAGAGGUGGCGCAUGGCGGACGCAGUACUGUUCGAGUUUCUGCACACCGAGAUGGUGGCGGAGCUGUGGGCCCCAGACCCGGACCCUGGCUCGGGGGGAAAGAAGAAGAGCUUGUCAGUCCUGGAGGGCCUGGGCUUCCGCGUGGGGCAGGCUCUGGGUGAGAGGCUGCCCCGGGAGACGCUGGCCGUUAGGGAGGAGCUAGAUGCCCUCAAGUUCCUGUGCAAAGAUCUGUGGGCGGCCAUGUUCCAAAAGCAUAUGGACGGACUCCGCACCAACCACCAGGGGACCUAUGUGCUGCAGGACAACAGCUUCCCCCUCCUCAUCCCCAUGGGCUCGGGGCCACAGUACCUAGAGGAAGCCCCCAAGGUAUUGGGAGAAACAGGAUAUGACCAUCUGCCCACCCCGCUAGGCCUCUCCUGGGGCUGGGGCCUGGCCUCUCCUCUUCCCACACACAGUGUUCUGUCCCCCACCCCCACCCCAGUUCCUGGCCUUCACCUGCGGCCUCCUGUGCGGCGCCCUCCAUACUCUGGGCUUCCAGAGCCUGGUCACUGCCUCCGUGGCGUCCCUGCCCGCCUGUAAGUCACUGGGGGUCGGGUGUUUGCUUCCCUUAAACGUGGUGCAGGCUUUGGGGCAUCCCCAUCUUUGGUCCCUCAUCAGUGCUGGGAAGGGGAACCAGAUUAACAAACUGUGACAUGAAAUUUGAGGCCCAGAAACAGGUAACAGGAACGGAACCACAUACCCAGCUGCGUCCCUGGGUGCUUCUAAGAGAAGAAACUGGCACAGGACCCAGUGGGACAUGUCCUACCCUGGCCAGGUUCCUGAUGCUCGGAACAGUGGACUCACCACCCAUCUGCCAUUAUCUUGACACCCCUCGCCCUGACAGCUGUCACCCCUCUAUGAGGACCUGGGUUCAAUGAGCAGGACAUGUCAGGAGCUCAGGCUAGCCCUCCUGCCUCUGGGCUCCCCUAUGGUCUGGAAUUCGGGCCAGUUGGGUGGGACGGUACCCCUGUGACCCGCUCACUGCCAGGGCCCCCCAGGCUGUUGGUGCAGAGUCGGGUGAGCUGCUAGCCCCCUCACGGGCUUCCUGUCUUGGCCCUUCUGUUCCAGGUAAGUUCCAGGUGGUGAUCCAGAAGUCCUGAGGACCCCAGGUUUGCCCUGCUCUAACCUCAGCCUCAGAAUGUGGCAUCUGGCCCUGCCUCACUGCUCACCUUUGGAGGCACUCACAGGCUCUGGGGAGGUCACAUGUGCUUCCGCCAAGGAAAGGACUAGGAGGGUCCCGGGAGGUGGGACCCAUGAGUUCAGAGUGGGUAUGGAGGGACGUUAGGGCAUCUCCCAGACAUGUUCAAUAAAGAAAGGUUCUUUAUGAGGAAA